Messenger RNA from Juglans microcarpa x Juglans regia, 627 nucleotides. RefSeq lists its product as uncharacterized. Bases 1 to 627 code for a protein of 208 amino acids. NCBI's taxonomy places the organism in Eukaryota, Viridiplantae, Streptophyta, Magnoliopsida, Fagales, Juglandaceae. The record is from RefSeq and is a predicted model, not a curated record. The transcript has a single exon.
AUGGGUCUUGUCCUCUCCUCUGCAUCCAAUCAAGAUCUUUGGGUCUCCUUAGAAUCCAUGUUUGCUUCCCACCCCCAUGCCAAAGAAUUCCAAAUUUGUUUUCAGCUUACUAAUAUGUCCAGAGGAGACCUCUCCAUUUUAGACUAUUUUGGAAAAGUGCGUCUUCUAGCCGAUUCCUUGGCUACAACAGGAAAUCCUCUUCCUGAUAAGGAAAUAGUUACCUAUCUUCUAAUUGGUCUAGGAUCUUCUUACGAGUCAUUCAACACAUUUGUUACCACCAGAGCUGCACUUCUCUCCUCUAAUGACCUAUAUCAGCUCUUACUUAUUCAAGAAGCUCGGGCUUCUCAUUCUACACAAAGUCCCAUCUCCUCUGUUGAACCUAGCGUCAAUUUCAGUACUACUGGAGGACGGGACCAACGUGGUCGUGGUGCUGCUCGUAGUGGACAUCAGGGCAGAGGUCGUGGUCGCUAUCCCUUCCACAAUCGAGGUGGCAGAACCUUUUCCUCCAACAAUCCUUCACCUCACUACACAGCCCAACGUCCCACUUGCCAGGUCUGCAACAAGUCAGGCAUGGUGCUCUACAGUGGUGACACAGAUUUGAUCAUUCCUUUCAAUUUGAUGCUCUGA